AACUGCAGAUGUUUCGCAUGUACACACUUACGAAGUUACCGGACUGUCGACAUAUUUCGCUUGCAAAAACAAAAGGAAUAUAAACAAAAAUUAAACGGAAAACACAUUUUGAUUGAAAAUCCUAAUAUGUCAAUGAUACCAUUCUUUCCCAAUCUGAAGCCAUCGGUGGCAAAUCGCUUUUGGUUUGACGUCGCCACCGAUGACGAGGCACAAACAAAGCGUUACGAGGAUGAGCGCAGAAAUUGGCGUGAAUCGCUGAAGACUGCAGCCACGGAUUUGCAGCCACUUGGCAAGGUGCUCACUAUGCCCGGCAUCGAGACCGACGACGAGGAUGCAAACGAUGAUAGUGAGGAUACGGACAGUCACGAUGAGGAAGACGAUGAAACCAACGAUCGUGUCAUUCCAGUCACCCAGGACUUUUAUUCAGCCGAUGACAUACAAAUGAAUGACGAGACAUCGCCAACAGCUCCCUAAGAAAAUUGAAAAUUGGGCAACGCAUUUCAUAGAUACACCAUUUAGUUAAUUACGUUCUUGCGACUACAAAGGUUCCCUUUACAAACUGUA
Messenger RNA from Drosophila albomicans, 564 nucleotides. Its product is annotated as anaphase-promoting complex subunit 15A. Gene Ontology annotation, biological process: regulation of mitotic cell cycle spindle assembly checkpoint. The record is from RefSeq and is a predicted model, not a curated record. Bases 127 to 474 code for a protein of 115 amino acids. The transcript is spliced from 3 exons. Gene Ontology annotation, cellular component: anaphase-promoting complex. NCBI's taxonomy places the organism in Eukaryota, Metazoa, Arthropoda, Insecta, Diptera, Drosophilidae.